Scleropages formosus (Asian bonytongue) is the source of this 1294-nucleotide messenger RNA. RefSeq names its product lysophospholipase like 1 (gene lyplal1). The transcript is spliced from 5 exons. Gene Ontology annotation, cellular component: cytoplasm. Gene Ontology annotation, molecular function: carboxylic ester hydrolase activity; palmitoyl-(protein) hydrolase activity. Gene Ontology annotation, biological process: protein depalmitoylation. The record is from RefSeq and is a predicted model, not a curated record. The coding region runs from base 331 to 1044 and encodes 237 amino acids. Lineage: Eukaryota; Metazoa; Chordata; Actinopteri; Osteoglossiformes; Osteoglossidae.
CCAGCUGUGCUCUGUGGUGUCUGUGAAUCAAUAAAAUGUUAAAUUUGGUUAAACAACGUGUGUAGAUUUAUAUAGCAAUGAUUUAGACUUAGAGAAUAACAAUGUUUUGAUAGGCCAUGCAUAGCCGUGUUUAACACUAAAACCAGGGGGAGUUGCUUUACAUUUAAGGCAGUUAAACCGUCGUAAUGUCACGGUUUCUUCUAACAUUUCUAGAUUUACCGCUUCGGACGAUUAAUGGGCGGAUCAACCAGACCACCCGUUGGACGUAAAACCGCCCUCCCUCGCGCCACAUGUUCCUUGUAAACAGUGCGUCAUUUCCGGUCGGCGAAAAUGGCCGCUGGUCUUCAGCUGCAGCGAUGCGUGGUAGCGCAGACAGGAAAACAUUCCGCCUCUGUUAUUUUCCUGCACGGCUCAGGAGACACAGGACAGGGACUGCGGGCCUGGGUACGAGAUGUGUUAAAACAAGACUUGGCCUUCCCCCACAUUCGAGUUAUAUACCCCACAGCCCCAGCCAGACCAUACACGCCCAUGAGAGGCGCCUUGUCACAUGUGUGGUUUGACCGCUACAAGAUCUCGUGGGACUGUCCCGAACACCUCGAGUCGGUGGAGGCCAUGUGCAGCACGCUGGAUGCGGUGGUGCAGCAGGAGGUGCGGGCAGGAGUGCCCAAGCACAGACUUCUCAUCGGAGGGUUCUCCAUGGGUGGUGCCAUGGCUCUGCACCUGGUCAGCAAGUUCCACCCAGAUGUGGCAGGGGUCUUUGCACUCUCAAGUUUCCUUAACAAAGACUCUGUUGUGUUCCAGAUGGUUCAGGCUGGCCCAAGGCAAUCCCUGCCAGAGCUCUUCCAGUGCCAUGGGACAGCAGACGAGCUGGUGCCCCAUGACUGGGCCGAGAUGACGGUGGCACGGCUGCGAGAUGCUGGUGUCAGUGUGACUUUCCACUCCUUCCCAGGCGUGCAGCACCAACUGUCCCGUGCAGAGUUGGAGAAGCUGCGCUCCUGGAUCAUUAAAAAGCUGCCCCAAGAAGACCCUCCUGUCAGAGACUGAGCCACUGUUCAGUGAGCUGUGUGGGACUUACUAUGCUUCACAGGGCAGACACAUGGGAAUAACUUUGACAUUCUACAAAGCUCCUUUGUCAUUGUCAUUAGGGGGAAAGGUUGCUCCACCAUCCCAGAAACAGCUUCUGUUUUCAGAGAAUAUGCCAGUGGGUUCUUCCUCUAGCUCCAGGGUACAGAUAGAAGUGUCUCAAGUCAUUGGAGGCCUUCCUGUCGUAAUAAUAAAACAUAAUUGCCCUGGG